AUGGCACCAAUUAGCACAGUUGUCGCAAACGGAACUGCGACAAAUGGCAGCUCUCAUUUCAAAUCAACUCCCACUCAAGAUCAGAAAAAGAUUGACCAGGCCCUGAGAACUUUUCGAUGCCUGAUUGCGGAUCUUUGCGAGCAAUUCAAAGGUGGCCACCCAGGCGGCGCAAUGGGCAUGGCCGCGAUUGGUACUGCCCUCUGGAAAUACACAAUGAAAUACUCGCCCACAAACCCCAACUACUUCAACCGGGACCGCUUCGUGCUCUCCAACGGGCACACAUGCUUAUUCCAAUAUACUUUCCUUCAUCUAGUCGGCUAUCCCGCGAUGACAAUGGAACAACUAAAAUCGUAUCACUCAACCCGUACCGAUUCGAUAUGUCCAGGUCACCCGGAAAUUGAAAAUGACGGAAUCGAAGUCACUACUGGACCACUAGGGCAAGGAGUCGCAAACGCGGUUGGGUUGGCGAUGGCAACGAAGCAUCUUGGAGCUAGGUAUAACAGGCCCGGAUUCGAGGUUGUGAAUAACAUGACUUGGUGCAUGAUUGGGGAUGCAUGUCUCCAGGAAGGCGUGGCUAUGGAAGCCAUUCAGCUCGCUGGACAUUGGAAGUUAAAUAACUUGGUUGUUAUUUACGACAAUAAUCAGGUUACAUGCGAUGGCAGUGUGGAUCUGUGUAAUACAGAAGAUGUCAAUGCGAAAAUGAAAGCAUGUGGCUGGGAUGUCAUUGACGUUGAGGAUGGCUGUUACGAUGUUCCUGCGCUUACUGCAGCUCUGGCACAGGCUCGUUUCAACACAAAACCAACAUUUAUUAAUGUUCGAACGAUCAUCGGUAUCGGUAGUAAGGUCGCUGGUGAUGCUAAGGCGCACGGCGCGGCAUAUGGAGCGGAGGACGUUGCAUCAAUCAAGAUGAAGUUCGGCAUGGACCCGGAACAGCAUUUCGUCGUUCAGGAUGAAGUAUACGAUUUCUUUCGUGAUGCGGUACACAGAGGCGAAGCCCAUGAGAACGAAUGGAAACAGUUAUUAGAACGAUACGCGCACGAAUAUCCUGAAUUGCACCAAGAAUUUAUGCUGAGAGUUGAGGGACAGAUGACCGGUGACUGGACUAAGAUUCUACCAACAAAAGAGGAGUUUCCUACAACACCUACUGCAUCGAGAAAAUCCGCAGGACUGUGUUGUAAUCCUCUGUCCUCAAAAUUACAGAAUAUGAUGGUUGGAACUGCUGACUUGACGCCUUCUGUCAAUAUGGCCUGGAAAGGCAAAGUUGACUUUCAGCAUCCAGAUUUGAAAACAACUUGCGGUAUCAAUGGAGACUACAGUGGACGUUAUAUUCACUGGGGUAUCCGGGAGCACGCGAUGGCAUCAAUCUCCAAUGGAUUGGCAGCUUUCAACAAAGGAACGAUCCUCCCGGUCACAUCUUCAUUCUUUAUGUUCUAUAUUUAUGCUGCACCAGGUGUCCGAAUGGGCGCCCUGCAAGGCCUCCAACAAAUCCACAUUGCCACCCACGACUCCAUCGGCACAGGCGAAGACGGUCCUACACAUCAACCCAUUGCCUUGGCAGCAUUAUACAGGGCCAUGCCCAAUCUCCUCUAUAUCCGUCCAUGUGACAGCGAAGAAACAGCAGGAGCCUUCAUAUCCGCUCUCAGAGCAACUUCCUCUCCUACCAUCAUUUCACUUUCUCGCCAGAACCUCGAGCAAUAUCCACAAUACUCUUGCAGGGAAAAGGCACAAAAGGGUGCAUACGUCUUUGUCGAAGAAGAAGACGCCGAUGUUACGCUGAUCGGCGUUGGUGCCGAGAUGGUAUUUGCCAUGCGUACUCGACAGCUACUGCAAGACAAAUUUCAGAUCAAGGCUCGUGUCGUUAGUUUCCCAUGCCAACGACUCUUUGAAAGCCAGAGCAUUGAUUAUAAGAGAUCGGUGUUAAAAUACCGCUCAACUCCGCGUGUGGUUAUUGAGGCGUAUGCUGUGAACGGGUGGGAACGUUAUGCCGAUGCAGGAUUCUCAAUGUCAUCCUUUGGCCAUUCUUUACCUGGUCCGGCGGCAUACAAAUAUUUUGGUUUCGAUGAGCAAGUUAUUGCUCCCAAAGUGGCUGAGUUUGUGGGUGAUGUUAAGCGGGAUGGUCUUGAAACAUUGCGAGGAGAAUUUAGGGAUUUGAAUACUGGCCACCACUAA
Molecule: messenger RNA, 2169 nt
Organism: Talaromyces marneffei
Lineage: Eukaryota; Fungi; Ascomycota; Eurotiomycetes; Eurotiales; Trichocomaceae
Exons: 4
Coding region: 1-2169 (722 amino acids)
Biological process (GO): pentose-phosphate shunt
Cellular component (GO): cytosol
Molecular function (GO): transketolase activity
Source: RefSeq, a predicted model, not a curated record